Messenger RNA from Malaya genurostris, 2596 nucleotides. It is a transcript of the gene Elp2, whose product is annotated as elongator complex protein 2. The record is from RefSeq and is a predicted model, not a curated record. Gene Ontology annotation, cellular component: elongator holoenzyme complex. NCBI's taxonomy places the organism in Eukaryota, Metazoa, Arthropoda, Insecta, Diptera, Culicidae. Bases 184 to 2532 code for a protein of 782 amino acids. The transcript has 5 exons. Gene Ontology annotation, molecular function: protein binding. Gene Ontology annotation, biological process: tRNA wobble uridine modification.
UAACCAAUGUAGUAAACAAACAACUUUAGCCAGCAUGCUAUUGCAGUACUUGUUCACAUGUUUCUUAUCAUCUGCAAUCUAUUCUACCACAACAAACUUUUAUUUCAAUUCUUUUUAAAGUGAGUUCUAAUUUUGUGGCAAUCUUCAUUUAUUGUAGUGUUACUAACAAGUUAGAACUAUAUCAUGGAAAUCCAUAAUCGUUACACUUCAAUCGCUUGCAAUCGAACACCGGAGUCUUUGGACUGGGGCCACGAUGGUCUAGUUUAUUAUGCCGCUUGUCAUGCAAUUGCCGUGUUUGAUCCAAAUUUCCAUGGAUCCUCAAAAAUAGUUCGUACAUUAUGCGAUCACAAAGCUCGAGUAAACACGGUGAAAAAACUUACAUCAAACUCGCAACAACAAAUUGAUCUUAUUUCCGGAUCCGAUGACAAUUUGUGUAUUUUAUGGAACACGCAAAAUCUGUCGCAACCGCUACAGCAUGUACUGGAAGGUCACACGAAAGGAGUAACACAAGUAGAUGCAAUCUACCAAAGUGGACAUUUGAUCGUAGCCACUGGUUCGGCCGAUAGCAGCAUCAAACUGUGGCGGAUGAAUGAAGAAGACAAAUUUUAUUGUGCCCAAACCAUUAACCUUGGAACGGGAUUCUGCUUUGCGUUGAAAUUUUUUCUUCUGCCUCGGUCGAGCGGUUUAAUGCUAACUUGUGCCAUGGACAACGACCAGAUUCACUUGUAUGCUUUCACUGAGGAGCAGUUCGUUUUGGUGGAUAAAUUAAAGGGCCACACGGAUUGGGUUCGAGGUCUAGAUUGCAUUCUAGAUAUUGAGAAAGACGAUCUAUUACUGGCCAGUGCAUCACAAGAUGGUUUUAUUCGUCUGUGGAGAAUUUCCCCGAGAGAGAUAAAUCGACCUCAACAGCCAUUGGAUGAUUUCUCUAGUGACCAAGAUAUCGUUCUAGAAGAGAAAGUUUUCAGUAUAAACCAUGAGGGUGAAGAUUAUUACUAUGCCGUAUCACUAGAAUCGGUUCUGCAAGGUCACGAAGGAUGGGUUUACGGAGUACAUUUCAGCAGAGAGGGUUCUCAGUUACAUCUUCUGUCUAGUUCGAUUGAUAAAACGUUAAUAAUUUGGACACCAACCAGUUCCGGAAUCUGGUUCGAGCGCGUUCGCGUCGGUGAGGUCGGAGGCUCAUCACUCGGUUUUUAUGGAGGAAAGUUUUCGCCGACUUCUCAAUCCAUCAUUGGUCAUGGGUUCCAGGGAAGCCUUCAUCUUUGGCAACAAGAUCCAGUGGAUGCUAGGGUUUGGAAACCAGGCACCAUAGUUGGAGGACAUUUUGAGGCAGUUCGUGACUUGGUAUGGGAACCGGUUGAAGGCAAUUUUCUGGUGACGGUUGCAGCAGAUCAAACCUCCCGCAUACACGCUGACUGGAAACGGUCUCACUCAGAUGAAGUGACAUGGCAUGAGAUCGCUCGACCACAAGUCCACGGAUACGAUAUGCAGUGCCUGUGUAUGCUUUCCAGGUACACGUUCGCAAGUGCAGCAGAGGAAAAGAUUGUCCGAAUUUUUCAAGCUCCUGGAAAUUUUGUUGAAAACUUUCGGCAUCUUUGCGACGUUAAAGAUGAUGAGGAAGGAGAUAAUAUUUUGAAAACUACACCAAAAGGUGCCUCAGUACCGUCUCUGGGACUUUCGAAUAAGGGAGUUUACGGGAAUGCUGAAGAACUACCACCAGAAACGAGACACGUUAAGGACAUGUAUCCUGAGCAUUAUUUCACCCCGACGUCCAUGAUAUGUCCACCUACGGAAGAAACUUUGAUGCAAAAUACGUUGUGGCCGGAAAUGCAGAAGCUCUACGGGCACGGCUAUGAGAUAUACGCACUUGCUGCAACGCUGGACGGUCGGUUCGUGGCUUCUGCUAGUCGAGCUACUUCGGCAGAACACGCACAAAUUUUAAUCUGGAAUACCUCAACGUGGAAAAUAGUUCAGCGCUUGCCGGCCCAUCAAUUGACGGUAACUCAAUUGGCUUUUGCACCAAGUAACACCCUACUGUUGGCAGUUUCCAGGGAUCGAACGUUGUCUGUGUUCGAAAACAAAGAUCAAGGAGAAAAUUGCAAUUUCAUACUAAUCACUCACACGAACAAACAAACGAGUAUUCACACAAGAAUUAUUUGGUGCUGUAAUUGGUCCCACGAUUCAAAGCAUUUUGUGACCGGUUCCCGUGAUGGCAAAGUGGUCUUGUGGGAUCGACAGGAAGUACAAUUUAGCGCCAAAGCUAUACUGGAUCUGAAGGGGGACUCGGUGACGGCUGUGGCAUUCGCUAGCCGGAAGUUACAUCAGAACCAGUAUCUGAUAGCAAUUGGUUUAGAGAAAGGCAUCAUACAGCUGUAUGCGAUCGAGCAGGAAUGGAAAUUGUUGGCAACCGUGAAUCAUUCAUGCGGCCAUCACUUAACGGUGAAGCGACUAGCUUUCAGACCUACGGAGGAAACCAUUCAGCUGGCUAGCUGUGGAGAAGAUAAUUUAGUAAGAAUUUACGAUAUUUCGUACUAAUAAAAUUACAUUACGAUAUUUCGUACUAAUAAAAUUUAACAUUAUGAGAACGGUCCACAUUGAC